Molecule: messenger RNA, 570 nt
Organism: Didymodactylos carnosus
Lineage: Eukaryota; Metazoa; Rotifera; Eurotatoria; Philodinida; Philodinidae
Source: the annotation of a GenBank genome assembly
AUGAAUCCCGAAUUACUUUUUGUAAACCAACACUCAUCACCUAAAUAUCCACCACGUACUUACUAUAAUGCUAAAAGUAGUGAUGUAACACUAGCUUUAGCUGUGGAUCUUACUACUAGAGGUGAAAAGUUAACUCAUAAGGCAGCAGGCGAAAAAUAUCUUGGCUUUCAGUUGACUGAUGAAAUUAAAACUACUGCAAUCACCAGAGAACUGUACAGAAAAUUAAGAAGCACUAAUGGUAGAAAAUUAAAUGUGGCCGGUAAUGGAAUUUAUACUCUUAGUAAGCAUAAUCGUAAUCAGGUCUUCGUCAAUCAAUUUACUUAUGAAAUCAUUGCCCAAGUUCAUAACAUUCUUCCAUUAGAACGUAUUUUUACUGGUGGUCAAACUGGAUUUGAUAUUGCAGGUGCUGUUGCUGGUUAUGCAUUAGGAAUUCCUACUGAAGUUACUUUACCACACGGCUAUAUUCAACGUUUUGAAAAUGGCGCAGAUGUAGUGCAGACUCAAGAACAAAUUAUUAAACAAAUUCAAGGUGGUGCCUUAGCUCUCACACCGUACAUGCCUGUAAAUUAA